CUCUCUAAUUGCUUUCUUCUCAAUCGUCGCCCUCUCUCGUACAGUUGUCGCUUUUUUUGACCCUUGGAUUAUUUUGCAUUACUCUCCUCCUGCCUCAAUUUGGGUCCUUAAUGGAAAAGACCCUUUAGCUUUGUACCGCUCCAUGUUUCACUGCACUGCGCCACAGGCGUCAUCCCCUACAGCUUCGGUACAGUGCAACUCUUCUCGUGAAUUCUCGUCCAGAGAGCCCCGAUGAAUUAUCAGAAGGCAUGUAGGUUGCUGCAACGAUAAAACUGCUGCAACUCCGUGGAUCUAGCCAGAUUUCGGAUUCCUUUUUAUCCCCGCCAUCAUUGACCCUUACGCCUGGGAUUCCAACCAAGGGUUUUCACGCCGCCAUAAUAUUCAAUUGAAAGAGGUCCCUUGACUCACCAUGGCUUCCGGCAAGUCUUCGCGAAGCAAUGGUCCUCAGACCGACACGGCUGCAGCGACAGGAGCUUAUCGUAGCUCUGGGGGCUACGAGACGCCGGCCCCACAGACCCAUCACGACACCGCAUCGGAGGGUCGACCUGCGACGAACAAGCCGAAGCGGAGGAAGAACCGCCAUCGGAAGCGUCGCAAUCGCCGGCAGUCCUUCCUUACCGCUGAAGAAUCCCAUAAUGCGGCUGCGGUCUCGGGGGCUGACGCGGAGGCCAUGAUUGCGGGGGAUCAGCCCCAUUCUCAUCCGGCACUUCCAUUCUACAAUCUGGGAAGGGAUUUGAGCAGUACAAGCUUGGAGAGUGAGGCUCUGCUGGAUCAUCGAAAUCAACCGAUGAUGCGACCCCGGAGAGAAAGCCGGCUGGCACAGUCCUUUCGACCUGGAUCUAUGACGAUUCCAUCCCGUUCUACCGACUUAGCUUCUCGCGGUACACCCUCCGGUACCAGGGCCUUUCAUGCUGGGGAGGACAGCGAUGGAUCAGACGGAAUAGACGAUCAUACGCCGUUGAUACGACCAUCUUCAGGCCACUAUAACAACAAACCCUGGUAUGGAACAGAUGCCAAGGCAAGCCCCUUUGCAUCGCGCCAGCGACGUGCCUCUGUGCAGUCAGCUUCCUCCCGGUGUUCUCCUCGCGGUCUCGCGACGUCUGACCCUGAUCGAGAUUAUGACAUCAAUAACCCUCCUUCCAUCCCGAGCUCACCGAAGCUGGGAGGUGAGAUGAAAUACGAUGAUGCGGUGGUAACGGGUGCAGACUUUGACUUUGCUCUCGCCAAAUCGAUUGAUAAUCGCAAUCAGGCGGGCUCCCGGCCCAAUGACAUAGUAAUUGACGUGGACGGUCGUUCCACUCAACAGAAGCCUUCAACUCAGUCCUCGCCGAGUUCACCACACCUUCCGCCUCACGAGGCUCUUCGUCGGCGCCGCACUGUCGCACUACCGGUGGAGGAGGAUGUUUGCUUUCCCAUCGAAGAGGCCUCGGAGCUCGCCGAGGAGGAUGCACGGAGAACAUCCCGCGAGGACGGGCGGCGGCGGCGGAGGACUAAGGAAUGGCCGGAUCUGUCUGUUCUGGAAGAAUGGAGUCGGGAGGAGAAGGAGGAACGGACUGGUGUGCUUCGCGCCAAAAAGAUCAGCGAGCCCAUGCUGAUUGAGGGUCGACUGAGACCUCAGUACCGAGUGUGGCGGCGCGAGGAAGAUGAGGCGCCGUAUCGUUUCACUUAUUUCAACGAGGAGUUUCAGAGUACCAUUCAUGCCCAAAGCAUAUCCGAGCUGGUGCAGCCUGGUGGCAGUUUCCGGGAGUUAUUCAUUCCCGAUCCCCCGGAACUGGAGGACUCGUCUGAUGAGGAAGACUUUGAGGAUGAACACAUUCACAGUGACCAUUUCACCGACUCCAACCACAACGGCCAGGACACCGUCAGGGCGGAAGAACCCAGGGCGGCACAGGCCGGUGGACACAAUAUGAAUGCUGCGAAUGGUCCAAAGGUGCAGCAUAAUAUGUCUGUAAUCAGCGAAGGUGUGUCCGAAGCACGCACAUCAGAUGAAGCCUCACCAGCGCGCAAGAUCUCACCACCGAAGCCUAAGAGAUUUGGGCCUCGUCCGACCUUCUGGCUGGAUGUUCUCUCUCCGACAGAUGCGGAAAUGCGCGUGAUUGCCAAGGCAUUCGGGAUCCACGCCCUGACGGCCGAGGAUAUCAUGAUGCAGGAGGCGCGUGAGAAGGUCGAGCUAUUUCGAAGCUACUACUUUGUCAACUACCGUACCUUUGAGCAGGAUCCCAACAGCGAGAAUUACUUGCAACCUGUGAACAUGUACAUCGUUGUGUUCCGGGAGGGGAUCUUGAGCUUCCAUUUCUCGCAGACGCCGCACCCGGCGAACGUGCGACGGCGCAUCCGCCAGUUGAUGGAUUAUUUGAUCCUCAGCUCCGACUGGAUCUCGUAUGCGCUGAUUGAUGACAUCACGGAUGUUUUUGGUCCGCUGAUCCAGUCUAUUGAGGACGAAGUGGACGAGAUCGAUGAGAAGAUUAUGAAGAUGCACUCCCCUGGGCGCAUUGAUUCCAGCGAUAACCCUGCCAACCGCCGAGAGGAUGAGGACGAUGAGCCGGAACCACCGGCUCCCGGCGAGAUGCUGCGACGCGUGGGAGAAUGCCGUAAGAAAGUCAUGGGGAUGUACCGAUUGCUGAGCAACAAGGCAGACGUUGUGAAGGGGUUCGCUAAGCGAUGCAAUGAGCAUUGGGAAGUGGCGCCGAAAUCCGAGAUUGGGCUGUAUUUGGGAGAUAUCCAAGAUCACAUUAUGACUAUGACCAGCAGUCUGACCUACUACGAGACGCUACUGUCACGAGCGCAUUCGAACUAUCUAGCCCAAAUCAACAUCUUGAUGAAUGAACGACAAGAGCAGACCGCAGAUGUCCUUGGGAAGCUUACCGUGCUCGGAACGAUCGUGCUUCCCAUGAACAUCAUCUGCGGUAUGUGGGGGAUGAACGUCAAGGUUCCCGGUCAAGACAUAGAUAAUCUGUGGUGGUUUUGGUCAAUUACUGGAGGCCUGAUCUUCUUCGCUUUUGCUUCCUUCCUGAUUGCAAAGCGAGUCUACAAGAUCGUCUAGGUGGCGAUGUUAUGACGGGCUCGGCGCAGAGCUAUGACAAUGAAACAUGAUAACAUGAUAACAUGAUACCCUGAGUGUGUAUAUUGUUCUCUGAAGAGAUAUUCUGGUAUUUAUGACGGAUUGCACAUGUCACUGUUGGAUAGAUGGGUGAUUGAUUUUGGUGUUGAUGUGUACUCUGUAUAGAAGGGCUCUCCGUUGUCUGUUUGGCUGCAUGUUUCCAUGUUCGGAAAAAUGAUUGCUUCAUUAUCCAGCUACCUGUUUCAUAUAGGACUCUCUAGUCAAACAGAAGGUUGUAUACAGAUCAAAACAAUAAUAUUGCUGCCUACCUGCC
Aspergillus novofumigatus IBT 16806 is the source of this 3374-nucleotide messenger RNA. Its product is annotated as magnesium transporter CorA family protein. Lineage: Eukaryota; Fungi; Ascomycota; Eurotiomycetes; Eurotiales; Aspergillaceae. Gene Ontology annotation, cellular component: plasma membrane. Gene Ontology annotation, molecular function: magnesium ion transmembrane transporter activity. Gene Ontology annotation, biological process: intracellular magnesium ion homeostasis; magnesium ion transmembrane transport. The record is from RefSeq and is a predicted model, not a curated record. The transcript is spliced from 4 exons. Bases 410 to 3043 code for a protein of 877 amino acids.